GACCGUUAUUUUGUUUACUUUGUAAACUCCUCGGUGUACGUCCUCCACCCUGGCCCCACACACCCCAUUUACCCCACCCCACCCAAGUCACCCUCUUUGGCCUCCGCAGUGCUCAGCAAUUUCUAUGACUCUGCUUUACUCAUAGAGCGAGGUGAUCGCAGCGUUUUGGUAACACAAUAAUCAGAGAAUGCAGCAUCAGCCCGUCCCACCAGGCACUUCCUUCCUUUCCCGAAUUGCAAGGGAGGGCUGAGCACUUAUAAAAACUUGGGCAUCAACUUUCAGGCAUGAAAGAAACUCCCCUCGACAGGGAUCGGAUGGCCACUGCAUAGAGCAAAGAGAGUAUUAACCAGAAGAAGCCAGUUCUCCUUUCGAUCCCAGAGCACGUCAAGGCUGCACCCCAGAGCCCGGGGAAGCAGGAGAAAUCGCAGUUGAUUUCACUUCCCUCUUAGCUCCACCUCCCCCUCUUCUUCCUCUCUGACGGCUGGCCUGAGAGAAUGCUGUCUCUCCUGCUCCCUCUCCUCUCUAUUCUGACUCUGGCUGAGCCGGGGCUCCCAACCUCCUCAGUUCCCCAGCCUGGCGGUAGCCAGUGCAUCGAAGACGACUGCUAUGCGAUCUUCUGGAACCCAGAGCAGUUCGCUGGGGCGAACAAGUUUUGCCAGCAGCUCGGGGGCCACUUGAUGACUGUGCGCUCCUCGGUGGCCGCGGAUGUCAUCUCUCUGCUCGCUUUCGGAACUCCUGAAAUCUCGUCCCCAGACGGUCGCCUUUGGAUCGGGCUACAACUGGGGGUGAACUGCAGCCACGAGCAAGAGGGCCAGCUGCGUGGAUUCAAGUGGGUCACGGGCGACAACAGCACCAGCUACAGUAAGUGGAAGCACAGUGGCCGUGGCGCCCUCUGCGGUAAUCAGUGUGUUGCCGUCUCCGGGGAUCCCGCCUCUGGUUCCAUGGAGCUGGUCUGGGAGGAGCAUUCGUGUAACUUGGUCACCGAGGGCUUUCUCUGCGAGUAUAACUACCCUGGAUCCUGCAAGCCCCUCAAUCUGGAGCCCAGUAUCGGUGCCAGUGUCAGCUACAGUACCCCUUUCGGGGGAAAGGGAGCUGACUUCCAGGCGCUGCCCCUCAACAGCCACGCCUCGGUAAUGCCUCUUGGUUUGGACCUUGUUUGUAGGAAGGUCGAGGAGACCCCGCGCUGGGUCAAGGAAAGCUUGGGAGCCUGGGACUGCGGGGUGGAGAAGGGGGGCUGCUCGCAGAUCUGCAGGCAGGACGGCGGGGCCCCUGAGUGUCUUUGCUCGCAAGGGACCCUUUCCAAGGCCGACUUGCGAUCCUGCCAGGUUGAGGGCGCCUCGUGCACCCACAGCCGUUGUCAGCAGUACUGUCUGCUCAGUUCAGACGCUCCAAGCGGCUACAUUUGCAUGUGUGACUCGGGUUACGAACUGGGCGAAGACGGGCACAGUUGCGUAGACGUCGACGACUGCGCACAGGAGACUAAUCCUUGCCCGCAGAAGUGCGUUAACAAGCCGGGCGCUUUUGAAUGCGAAUGUAACCCUGGCUUUGAGAUGCUAGAUGGGGAGUGUGUGAAGCAGAUCAGCCCCUGCUUCGGGAUCAAAUGUGAGCAUAAGUGUUUACCUUUGGAGGGGGGCACCUACCGCUGUACGUGCGAAGAGGGCUUCGUGCCCGUUCCAGAUCAGCCCGACAGGUGCAUGCUGUUCUGCAACACCACCGCGUGUCGGGCCAAAUGCAACCCCUACAAUGUAGACGACUGCAAGUGCCCGGAGGGCUAUAUUCUGGAUGAGAACCAGAUGUGCAGCGACAUAGAUGAAUGUGAAGCGGGAGAAUGCCCAGGAAAUGAAUGCAUCAACCUGCCGGGCAGCUUCAGAUGCGUCUGCGGGCCCAAGUACACACCCAGUGAGACAGAGCAGCAGUGUAUUUCCAUAGAAAUCAACCCCGUUGAUGGGGGCUCAGGAGAGCCCCCAUCCACCGAGACUCCAGACACCACCACCUCCCCACCCCCCCAAGGACAGGUCCAUUCGGUCGUGCUCAUCGGCAUAGCCAUUAGCAUCUUAUCCAUUAUCACAGUGCUCCUGGCCACCGUCUGCCACUUGAGGAAAAAGCAGUGUGCAGCUCGCGCUGCUCUGGAUUACAAAUGCGCAGGCCCGGGAAAGGAAGAGGUCUUGCAGCAGGUGCGCACGGAUUCAGUCCCUCAGAAACUCUGAAAGAGCUGGCUUAAGCUUCCUUCGACCCAGUGCAGAGAUGAGGGGAACUGAGUGAACAUUGAUGAGUUUGAUGAUAUUAAUAAUGACUUCAUCCCUUCUCCUCUCCACUCUCAGCCCUCUGCUCUCUGCCACAUUACUCCCCCAACACACAGCACCUUAAUUUUCUUUUUCAGAUCUGGGGAGACAUUAUUGCCAGAAACUUAUUUCCCGGAUGUAAGAAUAUCGGUGGGUUUAUGGGAGCUACAUUUAGGAAGUAGCUGGUAAAGACUCAUAACAUGGUGAGCCCUGUGGUCGUCAAUACAGAAUAUUGUAAGGUGUUAAUAUAGAUUACCAAAUGACUUCUGAUAGCAAUUUUCAGAGGCUUCAGAACUGUACUUUUACUGUGUAGCCCCAAAUCUGCUACCUUUGGGUGGAUUGGGAUAUGUUUGGAAUUCCUUGAUGGUGAUUAGGAUAUUUAUUUAAAUAUCUGCUUUACGUUUCUGUUUCUUACUUUAUUUUUAUUUUGUAAGAAAGACAUUUCUAGUUGUCUCUUUAUAGGUCCUUAAAAAAGUGGGGAUUCCUUUUAGGAUAUUAGAAAAAUCUACUUUAUCAUAUGACUUUAAAGCUUUCUCUGUGAAAUUAUAUUAUCUGUAGCUCUCACAAAUGUGAAAUUAAGAUUUUGAUUUGUUCAAUUAUCUCCCAUCCUUUACCAAGCCUCCCUCACCCACUGAGAGCUAGGAUACCUUUUACCUCAACAAAUUCAGUCUUUAAAUAGGAUGUCUUUUUAUCCUUUCAUCUCUCUCUGCUCAGGCUGUGACUUUUGGCCAAAUAAACAAUCACAAGGAGGAAAUAGAUUUUUCUUUUCUUCCCAAUUCUUAUAAAUUGUUACUCAAGUUCUUGCCUUACAUGGAUGGCAUAGGUUCAGUAAAGUUAAUAUGGACAAGGUAUUAAUUCACUUUGCGGGUUGGAAUAGAAAUAAAUAGAAAUCUCACUGUACAUAUCUUGUAUCAGGAUUCUGGUGCUUGAUUGAAUUGGAAAGUUGACAUUAUUGUUUGAUUUUUCUUUGCAGCUUACCUUUUGCCUUAGUAUGAUGGGGAAAAUGUUGAGAAGAUUGUUCUAACAUGUUAAAACCGAUGUGAGAAUGCAGGGAAGAACAGUGUCAGUGCUGGAUUUGGGUUCAGGAAAGUUGAAGCUGAAUGACCCAUUUUUGCUGUAUAUCUCUGUAGAGGAAAAGCCAGAGCUGAGGGCAUUUGUCAACAGGGUAAAACAUUAAUAAAGAAACCAUGAAGCUCGGUUGUUGAGAGAAAGCAUUUUGAAAUGGUGGUGGUGGGGAUGCCAGGAGAAGAGCCUAGAUCUUCAAAAAUAAAAGCCUUCAUUGAUCAGCCUCCUAGGAGAACUCUACUUAACCAUUUCAAAUUGUCUCUAUAGAUUCAGCUUCUAAAUUUCUAGAACUUCUCAAACAGGGGUCAAGAAGGAAGAAAUAAUAAGUCAAGUUUGGGGCUUUAUCUUAAAGAGGUGAGAAAGUUUUAUUUGCUAGGCUGUUUUUUUUUUUCUUAUAGAAAUGACCAGGUACAUAUAACUUGAGACUGCUAUGCCAGGUUGGAGAAUGUUUUUUGGUUCAGUUAAGCUAAAUUGAUGAAAUUAUUUUUCACCUUUUGAAAAAGAGCAAAUGUGUUAUGCAAAGUACCUUUUUUUACAGUAAAGUUUUUCUCUACUGUUUUGUAAACUUGGCACAUUUGUAAAUAGUUAUUUAUUUAUUGGAAAUAAAGAAUAGAGUACAGGCAAAAGCCUGGCUCCUUAUUUCACUUGUAGGAAAUAAAAAUUUUUACAACUGUUUAUGA
Sarcophilus harrisii (Tasmanian devil) is the source of this 4027-nucleotide messenger RNA. It is a transcript of the gene THBD, whose product is annotated as thrombomodulin. The transcript has a single exon. Gene Ontology annotation, biological process: cell migration. Gene Ontology annotation, molecular function: extracellular matrix protein binding; extracellular matrix binding; calcium ion binding. The coding region runs from base 495 to 2207 and encodes 570 amino acids. The record is from RefSeq and is a predicted model, not a curated record. Gene Ontology annotation, cellular component: membrane; extracellular matrix; external side of plasma membrane. Lineage: Eukaryota; Metazoa; Chordata; Mammalia; Dasyuromorphia; Dasyuridae.